AGACAUCCCCACGUGUGUGGUCUACAAUCUCAAUUCAUUUCACAGCACAAACAUCUCUGGAUCAAAUCUUCAGAGAGUAGUAACUGAGAAAUGGAACUUUCUUCUUCUCUCAAGCUUUCAUCGCCGUUAUCUACUUCCAUCGUCAACAACAUUCAGGGUUCUUCAUCAAGUUAUAAAGUAAAGUUCUCAAACAACACUUCAUCACUUCCUAAACCGUUUCUUCAACUCGAUGAUAGAAGCAGACGUCUCCGUGACCAACAAGUUUCACAUACCUCUGUCUAUCUAAGAUCAUUUAGAAAACGGGUCACUGCGAAAUCAGGAUCACAAGGUUGGGACAUUGGUAGAUUCAUCAAAACAUUGUACUUCUUCAACGGACCACCCUCUCCUCUUAAGUUUGUUUCAUCAGUGUUUGAGAAGCUUACCAACGGAUCAACUGAGGAACCUGUUAACGAAAUGGAGACUACUGAAAUCAUACUUGUGGCUGGAGCUACUGGUGGUGUUGGAAGAAGGGUUGUUGAUAUUUUGAGGAGUAGAGGGUUACCUGUUAAAGCAUUGGUUAGAAACGAAGAGAAGGCUCGGAAAAUGUUAGGACCCGACAUUGAUUUGAUUGUGGCAGACAUCACAAAGGAGAACACACUGGUUCCUGAGAAGUUUAAAGGAGUGAGGAAAGUGAUCAAUGCUGUGUCUGUUAUAGUCGGUCCAAAGGAAGGAGAUACACCCGAGAGAGAAAAAUACAAUCAGGGAGUCAGGUUCUUCGAGCCAGAGAUAAAAGGAGACUCACCCGAGUUAGUGGAGUAUGUUGGAAUGAAGAACUUGAUCAAUGCUGUUAAAGAUGGUGUGGGACUUGAGAAUGGGAAGCUUCUUUUUGGUGCUGGGGAUAACACAUUCAAAGAUCUACCUUGGGGAGCCUUGGAUGAUGUUGUGAUGGGAGGUGUCAGCGAAAGUAACUUCAUCGUAGAUCUAACCGGCGGUGAAAACGGUGGACCUACCGGCAUUUUCAAAGGAAAUGUAUCAACCACAAAUAAUGGCGGAUUCACUAGUGUUAGAACCAAGAACUUUUCAGAGGCAGAGGAUCUCUCUGCAUAUGAUGGUUUGGUGUUACGGCUAAAAGGAGAUGGACUCCGUUACAAGCUUAUCGUCCGGACAAACCAAGAUUGGGACACUGUUGGUUACACUGCUAGUUUCGAUACUUCACCAGGCCAAUGGCAAUCUGUGCGCUUACCUUUCUCGUCUUUAAAACCUGUGUUUCGUGCAAAGACAAAGUCAGAUGCACCUCCUUUUAAUCCAGCCAGUAUCAUUUCCCUACAGCUUAUGUUUAGCAAAUUUGAGUAUGAUGGUAAGCUUAACCCCACUUUCAAAGAAGGACUAUUCGAGCUUCCUCUCUCGAGCAUUCGAGCAUACAUUGAAGAGCCUCUAACUCCAAGGUUUGUUCAUGUUGGCUCUGCGGGUGUAACCAGACCAGAGAGACCUGGUUUGGACCUAAGCAAACAACCUCCUGCCGUGAGAUUAAACAAGGAGCUUGAUUUCAUUCUCACCUACAAGCUAAAGGGAGAGGAUCUGAUACGUGAAAGCGGGAUACCAUAUGCGAUUGUACGGCCAUGCGCUUUGACAGAAGAACCUGCAGGAGCUGAUCUCAUUUUCGAUCAAGGAGACAACAUUACGGGGAAGGUCUCGAGAGACGAGGUAGCACGUAUAUGCAUCGCUGCUUUAGAAAGCCCGCAUGCUCUAAACAAGACAUUCGAGGUUAAAAGUACGGUUCCGUUUAGCGAACCGUUCACGGUAGAUCCUGAGAAUCCUCCACCAGAGAAAGACUACAAUGAGUACUUCAAGAAUCUGAAAGAUGGAAUCACUGGCAAAGAAGCUUUGGAACAGAGCACUGUCUCUGUUUAAAAAAUCAGUACGUUGAAACGGUGGAGACCAGAGUCCGCUUUUCUGGUAAUCGAAUUGGAACUCAGACACACGUGGAGGAUGAGACAUUGGUGUAUUCUUGUAAUAAUUAAGAAGUUUGAUGGAGACUUUUUAUAGUAAUGGCAAAGUAAUGGAUUUUCAUCGAGAGGAAAGGAGCGAGCACACAACAUUUGUCUUUCUCCUUUCUGUUUUGUUUCUUUUCUAAUAGAAAGAUGCUUUGUUUGUGGACGAAA
Messenger RNA from Raphanus sativus (radish), 2141 nucleotides. Its product is annotated as protein HIGH CHLOROPHYLL FLUORESCENCE PHENOTYPE 173, chloroplastic. The record is from RefSeq and is a predicted model, not a curated record. The coding region runs from base 91 to 1890 and encodes 599 amino acids. The transcript is spliced from 17 exons. Lineage: Eukaryota; Viridiplantae; Streptophyta; Magnoliopsida; Brassicales; Brassicaceae.